Salvia hispanica is the source of this 1382-nucleotide messenger RNA. The record is from RefSeq and is a predicted model, not a curated record. NCBI's taxonomy places the organism in Eukaryota, Viridiplantae, Streptophyta, Magnoliopsida, Lamiales, Lamiaceae.
UUAAAUGCUAACUGUACUUGGUUAUUUUAAUUCCUCAAAUUGUUGUUUGUGUAAGAGGGAGAGAAGGGAGGGAAAGAGAGGCCUUUUUCCCUUCCCUAUGCUGUUCUUUUUCCGUUUUGAACCAUUGAUUUCAGGCUGUUUGACAGUGGCUUAAUUGUCUUGAAAACCAUCAAUCUUGUUUUGUAUGUCCGUGUGAGAGAAAUUGUUACCUGGUAAAGAUUCUUUAGACUUGGUGCAGUGCCAUUAGAGGGCCGGUAGCCGAGCUCAGAUACACCUCACUGGUUGCCUUUCCACAUCCCCAAUAUCCGAGCAUCGUGCAUUUUUACGUCGUUAUGUAGGAAUUUACAUUACUCUGAAUCUCGGAUGCUUGGCAUGUGGAGGGGAACGAAAAUAUGUAUUACGAGGUGAAUCUGAGCUCGAGGCUACCUGCAUUUGAUUGGCAUUGCUUGAACACUAGCGUAAUCAGGGCAGAAAAUCUAUACAAGGAGCCUUGGGAUGUUACGAUUUGUGUUUACUUGUUUGAAUCACUAGGUGGUGUGAUAUCAGAUAUGGAGUAGUUAUGGAGUCGAAUUCAAGUAGGUUUUGGUGGUCUUACUUGUGAUCCAAUGGUUCCACAGCAUGAACCACAAACAAACUGUGAUGAGCCCGGCUGGCCUCUGCAAGCACCCUUUGGCCCUUGAGUAAAAAAUGCAAUCAAUAAGUAGUAAUGCUUUCGUUGACCUAUGGAGUGUGCAAUGCGCGGAAUGUUUCAAGUGGAGGCUGAUUCCUACUGAGGAAGAGUUUGAAGAAAUCAGAAGCAAAUUCAGUGAGGACCCCUUUUUCUGCAGCAAGAAACCUGGUGUUUCAUGCGAUGAUCCAGCUGAUAUAGAACGCGAUGAAACCCGCACUUGGGCCAUUCACAAGCCCGGCAUUCCAAAAACCCCUUCUGGGUUCAAGAGGACACUGGUAAUGCGAAGGGAUUUAUCUAAAAUGGACUGCUAUUAUGAUGCUCCCAAUGGCAAGAAAUUGAGGGCCUUGACUGAUGUUAGCAAGUUCUUGGAUAAGUUUCCGGAGUACAAAAAGAACAUCUCACCUGCUGAUUUCAGUUUUACAAGUCCUAAGCUCGUAUAGGUGACAAGGUCUAAGAUAACAGCGAACUGAGGCUGACAUCAAUGGGGUUCUUUAUUUUGUUUGAGCUGCAAUUAGUGUUUUCUAUUUGCAGCGCUUUACUAUUAACUGGGAUUUUAGGAUCGUGUUUCGUUGUUCAUGGUGGGGGAGAAAGAAUUGUUCCGGAUUUCGGUUCUGACAUAGAUGUGCAUACCUGGUGAUUGAAUGUAUGUUGCAUUUGCAAUUAUGGUACAGUUAUUUGUUAAUUUUAUGAAUUGAAUUUGGAACUGGAUUUA